Messenger RNA from Prunus avium (sweet cherry), 3071 nucleotides. Lineage: Eukaryota; Viridiplantae; Streptophyta; Magnoliopsida; Rosales; Rosaceae. The record is from RefSeq and is a predicted model, not a curated record.
GUCAUUCAAUGACAUACGACGUCUUCCUGAGUUUCAGAGGCGAGGACACGCGAUUCAACUUUACUGAUCAUCUGCACAGUAAUUUGACUCGGAAGGGAAUUAGAACCUUCAUAGAUGAUGGUCUUAAGAGAGGGGAAGAAAUAUCACCGGCCCUUCUCAGAGCGAUCGAAGAGUCGAAGAUUUCCAUCAUCGUGUUCUCCGAAAACUAUGCAUCUUCGAAGUGGUGCUUGGAUGAACUCGUCAAGAUCCUUGAGAGUAAAGAAACAAGGGAGCAAAUAGUUUGGCCUGUUUUUUACAAGGUGAAUCCAUCGGAUGUACGGCAUCAAAGGGGCAGUUUCGGUCAGGCACUUGCUGACUAUGAAUACGAGUUCAAAGAUGACAUGGAGAAGGUGCAAAGAUGGAGGAGAAGUCUUACGAAAGCAGCCAAUCUGUCCGGAUGGCAUGAAUCAAAAUUUAUUGACGACAUCGUUGAAGCGAUUUCAUUACAAGUAUUAAACCAUGUGUAUUUGAAUGUAGCAAAGUACCCAGUUGGAAUAGAGUCUCGUGUGCGCGAGAUAGACAAGCUAUUGGGCGUUGGAGGAAACGAUGUUCGCAUGGUAGGGAUAUGGGGCACUGGUGGAAUAGGUAAGACAACAAUUGCUAAAGCUGUUUAUAAUUCCAUCGCCCAUAUGUUUGAAGGUAGCUGUUUUCUAGAUGAUGUUAGAGAAAGAUCAAUGCCGUAUGGAGGCUUAGUCAAACUACAAAGUAUUCUUCUUUAUGAGAUUCUAGGGGUGAAAGAAGUAAAGGUGACCAAUGUUGACAAGGGAAUCAAUGUGAUAAAGAAAAUGUUGAAUGGUAAGAAGCUUCUCUUAAUUCUUGACGAUGUGAAUCAUUUGGACCAAUUAAACAAAUUAGUUGGAGGGUCUGAUUGGUUUGGUUCAGGCAGCAGAAUUGUUCUAACGACAAGAGAUAAGCAUUUGCUAAUUGCUCAUCAAGUCAAUCUAAUAUAUGAGGUUGAGAAGUUAGAUCAUUAUGAGUCCUUAAAGCUCUUCACUAGUUGGAAUUCUUUUUCAAGAAAUGGACACUUAGAAGAUGACUAUGCGAAACUUGCAAACAAUGUAGUAGACUAUGCUGACGGUCUUCCAUUAGCUCUGAUGGUUUUGGGUUCACAUCUCUGUGGUAGAAGUAUAGAUCAAUGGAAAUAUGCAUUAGAUGGUUACAGAAGAGUUCCUAACCGAGAGAUUCAAGAAAUUCUCAAAAUAAGUUAUAAUGCACUAGAAGAUGCGGUGAAGGAAGUUUUCCUUGAUAUUGCAUUUUUCUAUAAAGGUCUAGGCGAGGAUUAUGUGAUACAAAUACUAGAAGGUUGUGACCUCAACCCUAAGUAUGAUCUUGAAGUACUCGUGGAAAAGGCUCUUAUAAAUAUUACGGAAGAAGGCUGCAUUUGGAUGCAUGACUUGAUACAAGAAAUGGGUAAAGAAGUAGUUCGCCAAGAGUCACCAACUGAGCCUGGAAAACGUAGUAGGUUGUGGUUUCACGAGGAUGUUUACCAUGUUUUAACAGAAAACACAGGAACGGAUAAGAUCAAAGGUAUUAUGGUGAAGUUGCCUGCUGGGCUUGAGUCAGAUGAGGUAUGUUUGAAUGCUGAAAGCUUCUCAAAGAUGAAAAAUCUUCGACUUUUUAUAAAUCAUAAUGCCAAAUUCCUAAGAAAAACCCCUGACUUCUCUGGAGUCCCAAACUUGGAGUUUUUGAAUCUAAACUAUUGUACAAGUUUAGUUGAGCUUCAUCCUUCUGCUGGAUUCCUUCAUAAGCUUGUUGAGUUGAGUCUUACGGGAUGCCGUAGUCUUACUCUGUUUCCAAGAAUUGUCAACUUGAAAUCUCUGCUGGAGUUGAAUCUUGACGGUUGCAUAAGUCUUGAGAAUUUUCCUGAAAUUAAGGGGAAGAUGGAAUCUUUGAAAUACCUGGAUCUAUCACAUACUUCCAUCAAAGAAUUGCCUUCAUCGUCAAUUCGACAUUUCACUCGUCUCGAGAAAUUGUAUUUAGCCGGAUGUGAAAACCUUACAAAUCUGCCACGCGGCAUUUAUGAGUUGAAGCACCUAGAGGAAAUUUCUGUCUAUAAAUGCUCAAAAUUGGUUUCAUUUCCUAAAAUGGUGAAGUCUGAAGAUUCAAGGAGUGCAGAAUCACUUGUGACUCUUCACGGAGGCAAUUUAGCUUUUCCCAAGCUAUCUCAAUUCUUUGUGGGGGAAUCCAAUCUUACAGACAUUGCCGAUUUUCUUCUGACUCUUGAUUGCAUGACCACAUUAACUAGACUAGAUCUAUCAGGAAGCAAUUUCGUUAGUCUUCCCGCUUGCAUUAAUAACUUUGUCAACUUGGAUGAACUUUGGUUGGCUAGUUGCAAGAGACUUAGAGAAAUUCCAGAUCUUCCACGAGCAUUGCAACUUUUAGAUGUGAGUGAUUGCUUCUCGUUGGAAAGAGUUUCAAAAUUGUCCAAACUUUUGGAACGUAAAGAGUCUCAAAUGUUCAUGGAAAUGAGAUUGACUAAUUGUUGGAGACUGCGUAACAAUCUGGUUCGAAUUGCAAAGAAGAAAAAUAUGUUCAUUAAUCAAGUCAAUCUCUUCUCUCUCUUUCUCUUGUCUCUCCCAUCUUAUGUCGACGUUGAAUUUCCAGGAAGGGGAAUUCCAAAGUGGUUCAGUUAUCGUAAGGAUUUGAAGGAUCUUCGCGAAUGUCAAUUCUCUAUUAAAAUCGCUCAAAAUUUCAAUUGGGAGAACAAAGGAAUUUCUUUUUGUGCUUUUCUCGAAAAGACCAAAAAUAGGUUACUUCUUGAUGUUAAACCCUGCAUCAGGGAGUUUGCCAUUGAUAUUUACUUCAAUGAAGCAUGCCCUGAUAUUAUUCAUUCAACAGGGAAAGACUCGAGUUUUGUGUGGCUGUCAUAUAUCCCUUUCCAUAAUUUGAUGUCGAGAAUGGCACGCACGAAAGGAAAUGGGAAAAGAACAUGGGUGAUGCCACCUUAUUUGCCUACAAUCCGAGUUCAUUUUGUGCGUAUUAGCAAAGCUGUGAAAAGCUGUGGAAUCCACCUAGUAAUGCCACCAGGAUGA